Molecule: messenger RNA, 5297 nt
Organism: Siniperca chuatsi (mandarin fish)
Lineage: Eukaryota; Metazoa; Chordata; Actinopteri; Centrarchiformes; Sinipercidae
Product: pleckstrin homology domain-containing family G member 3
Exons: 19
Coding region: 238-4485 (1415 amino acids)
Molecular function (GO): guanyl-nucleotide exchange factor activity
Source: RefSeq, a predicted model, not a curated record
GCAUCAGUUGUUCGCAGUCCUUCAAAGAUGCAGCAGUGCUUGGUAGUUGGACGCAGUACGAGCUGAUGAGCUGCACUGGGAUGUGUGUGUCUGAGCGGCUUUUAACAUGUGAAAAGAAAACACUAACUAACGGAGUAACUUUAAGAUAGUCAUCAAGCAACUACAGAGAAAAGUUUUACUGAGGACAGUUGUUGGAAGGAGCUACGUUGGCGAAUUCGCUCCAGAGGCCUGAGUGCCAUGCCAGAGGGAUCCCAUUCUGCUCUCCACCAGGGCCCAAUGGGGGAAGAAUCUCCUCAGUUGUCCUCGCCGCUCUCCACCAGUGAACAUGACCAGGCAAACGUUGACUUGGGCCCAGACUGUUACAGCCGGCUAUCUGUGGAGCCACUGGACAGAGAGGGUGAACGUCCAGUGAGCCUGGUGUCCAGCCUUUCCUCUGGUUCAUCCCGCGAUAGUCGCAGCCUUUUUGGGAGCACCGUAACCCUUCCUUCCUCCACCACCCCACCCAUACAGAACGAGGAAGACAUAGACUUGGAGUUGAGCCCAGCUGAAGGCACCGGAGAGCAGGCAGAGGACCAGAGUCCCACCCUUACAGGCUCCAGGGGCCGCUGGCAGGAACAGCUGGAGCCAAGGGUGAUCAGCAACCAGUGGAACAACAAUAACGCCACCUCCAACAGGAAGGCAAGUUGUGAAGUACCUCACAUCUCCGCCUCGCCUGUUGCCACAAACGCCAUGGCGCCCAACCCAAAGCUGACCUAUGUGGACCGUGUUGUCAUGGAGAUCAUUGAGACAGAGCGCACGUACGUCAAGGACCUGCGCAGCAUCGUGGAGGACUACUUGGCUCACAUUAUUGAUAUGAAUAACCUUCCCAUACGGCCAGAGCAAGUGUGUGCCCUGUUUGGAAACAUAGAGGAUAUCUAUGAGUUCAACAGUGAACUGCUGCAGUCCUUAGACAUGUGUGAGAAUGACCCUGUGGCCAUCGCUCAAUGCUUUGUAGAUAAGAGUGAAUACUUUGAAAUAUACACUCAGUAUUGCACCAACUAUCCCAACUCAGUGGCAGCACUGACCGACUGCAUGAGGAGUACAACUUUGGCCAAGUUCUUUAGCGAUCGGCAAGCUGCUCUGAAGCGCUCCCUCCCUUUGGGAUCCUAUCUGCUAAAGCCAGUCCAGAGGAUCCUGAAAUAUCACCUGCUACUUCAGGAAAUUGCAAAGCAUUUUGACCCAGACGAGGAGGGCUAUGAGAUCAUUCGGGAGGCAAUAGACACCAUGACUGGAGUGGCCUGGUACAUCAACGAUAUGAAGAGGAAACAUGAACAUGCUGUCAGAGUGCAGGAGAUACAGUCUCUUCUGAUCAAUUGGAAGGGUCCUGACCUGACCACCUAUGGAGAGCUGGUGCUGGAGGGCACCUUUCAUGUCCUGCGGGCGAAGAACACCCGUACACUCUUCCUCUUCGAAAAGAUGCUCCUCAUUACCAAGAAAAGAGGGGAACACUAUGUCUACAAGAUCCACAUCUCAUGCUCCACCCUAAUGCUACUUGACAGUGCCAAGGAUCCGUUGCUCUUCAGUGUCAUCCAUUUCAAGCAUCCUAAGCAACCCCAUGCAGUGCAGGCCAAGUCAGUAGAAGAGAAGCGUCUCUGGGCCCAUCACAUUAAGAGGCUUAUUCUUGAGAACCACAACACCAUCAUACCGCAGAAGGCGAAAGAAACCAUCCUGGACAAUUCUAACUAUCCAGGCAAGUACCACUAUAGUCCUGAGAGGCUGAAGAAAGCAGAGUCCUGCCAAGCUGACGACUUCCAUCUUGGAGGGCGAAAUGGAAGAAGGAGAUCAGAACCUGCAAAACAACUCAUAAGGAGCACAAAAGCUGUUUUGAAGCAUGCAGACAGUGAGGGUACACUGCUGGGGGAGAGGUGCUCCCUUCAGCCAGCCACUACUGUCAGUACGCUGGCCUCCAGUCUAGGCGAGCCCCAGGCUGAGAGGCCAUGUGUGGAGGAUCUAAUUCCCAGAAGGGACUCUCUGGAGCAGCUAAGUCCUACUGACAGUGACCUGAAACUGGGCUCUUUACCCAGUGAGGGGGGGCUGGAGCUGGAGGAGGCAAAGGAGGAGGGGGAGAGUUACGAGGAAGAUAUACUGAUGGGAGACGACCAGGUAGCCGACUUUGCCAGCUCAGUGCUGGCAGCUAUCUCCUGCUGGCACUAUAGAGCCAGGGCUUUGCUUUCUACUCACUUCACAACGGAUGAUCAGAAGAGAGAUAUGGCUGAACUGAAAAUGACAAAGAGAGAGGAGGUAGAAACUCACAGGCGGGAGGAAACACAUGGGGACGUGGCUGUGAAAGAAACUCUCACCGCACAGGUCAAUGUGGAGGAGCUGUGCCCUCUAGACUGUGUCCCUCAAGCGAAGAGGAGCGAUCAGCUGGAGGUGCAUUACUCCCAAUGCCCCGAGUCUCCUGCCCCCCCUUUGCAACGAGAAGCCGACACACCAGAACCUCAGGAUACCUCGAGAGAAACUGGAGAGGAGGAAGAAGGGGAGAGUGAUUCCUCUGGUCUCCAAGUGGAGGAGACAAGUGUGCUAACGAACGGGGAGCUCUCAGAGGAGGAAGAGGAGGUGCUUUCAGACAAUAAAAGCAUCCUUCCUUCCUCUGUAUUGGACCAGGCAAGUGUGAUAGCUGAGCGCUUCAUCAGCAGCCUGUCCAGGCGGAGCAGUCUGGUUUCAGAGGAGUUGGGUUCCAUCGCCUGCCCCUCACCCUCAAUAGAUAAUGACGCCUUCAAAAGCCCCUCAGCUUGCAUGGACUUGGAGAAACAGAUCCAAAUGUUUGCCAGCUCUUCCCCAGAGCCACAGGUGACCUCAGAGGCUAAUCUGUCAACACCUGCAAAUACACCUGUGCUGAACGCCCUCAUUGAAGGGGAACGCAGGUCCACUCUCUCUAAACAAGAUCGCCUCCUCAUCCACAAGAUCAGAAGAUACUACGAGCAUGCUGAGCACCAAGAUGCCAACUUCAGCAUCAAGCGCAGGGAAAGCCUCUCCUAUAUCCCAGCAGGUCUGGUCCGGCAGCUGAGCCGACAGCUUAAUGGUGUUCCUCAGGAGCAGGCCGUCCCAGUCCACAAGAAAGGCCUCUCUCGAAACCGCCCCACUUCCUGGUCUGUGUUUGACCUUCCUGGAUUAGAAAAGAGACGAAACACUGACACUCGUCAAAAAACUGAAGCACAGAGACCAGUGGAAGCCAAGGCUAGAUCUCAGAGCGUCACGGAUAUCUCUACCACAGAAGAAGAGUUCAGACCCUCAUCAGACAUGCUCAAGGUAUGGCAAAACAUGGAGGAGGAGAGCCAGGAAGUCCAGCAGACUGCAAAGGAGAAACUUAAUGACUCAAGAGUAGAAGCGACACAGGAUUCAGACACUUCAAAUGUUAAAACCAGUAAGGAACCGCCUCAGAUUUUAGAAGAGUCUGAAAUAAGCACUGCCUCAGAUGGCUCCUCCAUCUCAUCUCCCACCACAACCUUUGCAGCAGUGGAGGGGGGAUCCUGUCAGGACUCUAAGACAUGUGGGACCCCCAUGUCUCAAGAGAACCGCCAUGUCAACCAUGGCCAACUACCCAAGAUCAUUAGUUUCCGAACAAGUAUGGAUGAGGACCAGAUCCUACAAGACAUGGGAAAGAUGAAAAACAAGGUGUUCCAGCUGGCACGACAAUACAGUCAGCGCAUCAAAAAUAACAGACCAAUAAUCUGGCCAAGGAACCGAGAACCAGCAAGUCAACAGGGCUUCAAGAAUAUGCCCGCUGUCCAAGUGGAGAAGAUGCAAUUGAGGAAAAAGGGUAAACCCAACCUGAGAUUGCCCUUGAACACUUGCGAUCAGGCGGUCAUCCAUGAAGAGCGUUCUCCAAGCCCAGUCCAGACUCCCAGCUCUGGAGCCAGCUCCCAGAGCACAGUUACCUGCCCGCAAAGCCCACAGCCAGACACCUUCCACUGGCCUGAUGUACAGGAACUGCGCACCAAAUACACAGAGACCUCCCACUCAAAAGUAGCCCGUAGCUGCACUGUCCCAAAUGGGAUGCUGGAGUACUGUACAAACAGGUGUAAUGGCUGCUCACACAAGUACAGUAGCUCCUCUGACCUUCACAAAGCACUGACAGACUGUCCUAGGACACAGUCUGAAACAGUAUACAAGGAAAGGUGUCCUGUGGUGGAGGACUGGCCCCAGUCCCAACCCCAGCUUCAGCCCCUGCUGUGCAGGUGGAGCUCCUUGGACCACAUGCUUGGGUCUCUUCCCCUCCAUGAAGUACAGAACCUUCAGGAACCUGUGAGGGCCUGCUACACAGCCAGUCAGGUGUCUCUGCUAACAAGAGAAACUGGCAAACUACAAGACGGGGACAGCCUCCUCCAGGAGGCCUCAGACUGUGCCACAAAGUCUGCUGCCCUGAGUUCAGGGAAGAUGACAGAAAGUAAUCUGGUGAAAAGCUUAAGGGAGAAGUUCCAGAGCUUAAGCACAAGCUUGUAAACAUGUGGUGAAUUAUGUGCAUUUUUAUUAUCAGGGACUAUCACAUGGAAACAUUAUCUGCCAGUUACCUGAUGCUUCUUAACGUCCCCUUUUCCUGUUCCCCCCCAAAAGAAUGCAACUUGUCUACAAAUUAUUUUCAGUAUACAGGACACAGUGAUGAUGUGGGCACCAGUGAAACAUAAAAGGGAUAUAAUUGGUCACUGGUGAGGGCCACGAGGUGAAAGCAUAUUGUCUUUAAAAAGGUGUAUUGCAAUAUUUGUACGUUGGGUAUUUGUCUGCACUGUACAAUACAAAACAGGUUUAUGUAAAAAAAAAAAAAAUGUGUAUAGUCCCCUGUAUCAAUUGAAGAUUAGGUUCCACUGUUGGUGAUUCUUGCUUUAAUCACUAUAACACUUAUCAUUUAACCAUUUAAACUGUCAGUUUGAGUUUCAGGGGAAAGCAAAAAUGAACUAAAGUCUCAUUGACGAGAGAGCUCUGCUGUUAGCAAAGUCUCUGAGCGUACACCAAAGAGGGUUUCCUUUUAACAUUUGUUGACUUUUAAUGCAUGUGGUCACGGCAGUAAUUUGCUUCCACGUCUACUGUAGCUGCUUCUACAACUGUUUUCACAUACUGUAUCACUGGAGCUUUAUUAUUUUUUCAGUAACUUGUAUAUUUUCUUUAAUAUUAUUUAUGAAACUGUAUAUUUGGGAGAGAUUGGCCUCAUGUAAAUACUGACCAGUAGCAAGCCUUUAUACUUUUCCAUUCCAGAAAAUAUAUUGUUUCAUACUUGAAGUUUUCCAUAUUUUCAAUAAAAAUGGAAAUGGUUAAGUGUC